AUGACACAGUCCCAUAAGGACAGUGUUGUUGCAUGGAAGGGCUAUCAGGCAACGAGCCAACAGGGAUAUGUUGUUCAGAUGAUGAUGUCUGCAAAUGCACAUGAGAUUGUGGCGAGAAGGGACUAUCUGAAGCGAAUUGUUGCAGUCACCUCAAUGUUAGGGGCCCAGGGACUACCCUUUCGUGGACAUGCUGAAAGUACAGAGAGCACAAACAGAGACAACUUUCUGGCUUGCAUGGAGCUUUUGAUGACAUUUGAUCCAUUCCUUCAAAAUCACAAUCCUCCAUCAAAUGCCACGUACACCUCACCAGUGUCUCAGAAUGAGAUGAUUGAGUGUUGUGCUCAGGAAGUGACCAGUGUCAUUGUGUCUGAGAUUACACGCUCCAAAAUGUAUUCCAUCAUGGCGGAUGAGGCAAGAGAUGGUCGGUCAGAGCAGCUGGCUGUUUGUGGCCUUGCUCAUGUCAAGUGUGUGCCACAGACUUAUGAUGGUGCCGCGGUCAUGAGUGGACCCAUAGGAGGCGUGCAGGCACGUUUUAGAAGGCUUCAUCCUGAAGCUAUCUAUAUACACUGCUAUGCACAUGAGCUCAACCUAGUGUUGUGCCACACUUGCAAGGCUGUUACGGAGGCUGUGGAGCUAUUUGCUUUGUUGGAGAGUGUGUAUUCUUUUUUCACCACCUCUCUAGUGAAUCACCAUAAGUUCAAAGAUGCUCAGUCCAGGUUUGGGUUGGCAGCAGUAGAGUUUGUGCAACUUUCCAACACACGUUGGGCAUGUCGGCAGCAAUCAGUCAUUGCAGUGCUUCAGACCUUACCUGCCAUAUUUGAAUGCCUCUCUGUCACUGGGUCUCCCUUGGCUAUUGGAAUCAAAGCAAAGCUAUCAGUGUUCUCAACCAUCUAUGCUCUCUUGAUGUUUCAGACACUUCUGUCCAUCACUGAAGGACUCCACAAACUCCUUCAGAAGGAGACAUUAGACCUGGCAGCUCUGAUUUGCAAAGAUGCUGUGUGUGAUACUCUCAAAGAUGAACAAGGCUUCUGGAAGAAAAAUCCGGAGCCGGUGUCCCUAAGGCGGUUCGUAAUUGCUUGCAACCUCGUUCUUGCAACUCCUACGACGCCGCUGGUGCAAGGAGUUGCAAAAACGAGUUGCCGGUCAAAGGCAGAGUCCCCACCUAUCCUUAUUUCUGUUUAUCCAUAUAUGGGAUCCUCAUACUUUGGGUCGAAUUGGACUGGCUAG
Penaeus indicus is the source of this 1227-nucleotide messenger RNA. RefSeq names its product zinc finger MYM-type protein 1-like. NCBI's taxonomy places the organism in Eukaryota, Metazoa, Arthropoda, Malacostraca, Decapoda, Penaeidae. Bases 1 to 1227 code for a protein of 408 amino acids. The record is from RefSeq and is a predicted model, not a curated record. The transcript has 3 exons.